Vollenhovia emeryi is the source of this 2939-nucleotide messenger RNA. RefSeq lists its product as uncharacterized. NCBI's taxonomy places the organism in Eukaryota, Metazoa, Arthropoda, Insecta, Hymenoptera, Formicidae. The record is from RefSeq and is a predicted model, not a curated record. The transcript has 10 exons. The coding region runs from base 365 to 2869 and encodes 834 amino acids.
UUGUCUCACUCUAAUUUAUUGCGCUAGUUCACCUGGUUCACCAGUGCAGGAACAGAAGACAAACCUGAUGCCUGAUGUAUGCCGAUUGGUCUACGCGGCGACGAGGGACGCGAUUGGCCGAUUUGAAUCGGGUCGGUUUUUAAAAAUGGACGUGCACUUUCGGGACGCUCCACAUGUCACCGUUGCCCACCGUUGCCUUUUGUUUAAGUCCAAACGCGCGUGUCAACAGCGAGACGCGACCGGGCUGUGAUGAAUAGAUCCUCCCGGAUAAACACUUUCGCCGAGUUCUCGGUCAAACUCUCGGACUGCACGUGACACAUUAACAUCUCCGACGAGGUGGGAACCCGCCAGACCCCUUGGCGAAAUGGAGAAAUAUCAGCACAUGAGAGCGUUUAUAUCCGCGGCGUUGGAUUACAGCAAGCAUUCCAGCGAAAGCGCGACCACCGCAAUACAAAGGAGCCUUGGAGUAAUAAGCGCGUCGUUGGAUCUGAGUAUAUUUGACCCUGGGACCAGCGUAGCCGCGGAAUUCUACGUGAGCCUGUACGAGCUCAUGAACUCCUUAGGGUCGCGGUCUACCUUGAUCUGGAGCGCCGUCGAUGUUUUGCAAAACGCUUGCCGGAAUGUACCUGCCAGACAAUCGCUUAUCCACACAUAUAAAUUUGCGCCGAUAGUAGCGAGAUUACUCGAGGCAAACCUGACGACUGAAAAGAAGAUUCGAGUACUGAAAUUACUGCAAGAGCUAACGUACGGAAUUAAGAUAUCGUGGCAAGAGGCUCAUCUGCCGUAUUUGAUUUCUACGUUAACUCAGUGGGUGAUACAAUCAAAGGAGGAAGAGAUUAUUGCGCUUUCUCUAAGCGUGCUGGUCAAUCUGUGUUAUAAGAAUCUUCCGGCUGUGUACACGCUGAUGCGAACCAUCAAUACUAAAACGUUAAUGAAAACGUUGCUGAGGCUCCAAGAUAAUGUCAACACUAGCAUACAGUGUUGCAAAUUGUUGCUUAUAUUGGAGCCGAGUAAUACGAACAUGUCUGAGAAAUUUAUCAUAAACUUCGCGUCGAUUACGUUUGUGAAUCUCAAGAAAGCAAUGAAGCAGAAAGACAUUUUAUUACUGAGACAUAUCGUUGACUUUUUUAACGACAUCGGGCAAAAUGAGCAUUCGCGUAGUAUACUGCUCACGUAUUCAAACUAUGGCAAGGAUAUCGAAGAAAUAUUAGCCACCCUGGAAGAAAACACAGAUCCGGAAUGCGUCGCUCUUAUGAUGGAAUUUUUAUUAUCAUUGGUGAAGCUGAAAUUAACUGCCUUGGUACCUUUGUAUCCUGCGUGCAUAAAGUCAGCUAUGACGUGGGUGCCUGUGGAACAAGUAUGCUCGAAAGCUCUAGCGCUGAUACGAGGCGUGAUAGUGGACUCCCGACGCACCAGGACUUUUGCGACGCACCAGGAAGUUUUAUCGGAGCUAGACCCGUCGGUCCUUAUGCUCAUAAUGAAUACAGAGGACGAAAGUAACCGGGAUCAAAACGCAGAAGCGGAAAUGAAACAAGCUGAAUUGAUGCAGCUGUUUCAUGAAAUGGUUAAAACUCCCGAGCUGAAGAAGAAAAUUAUGCAGUCCUUCAACGAGCACUUGAUGCAUAAACUGUUCAGUCAUGUGUUGGACAAUGAUGUUUCCGCCGCUGGGGACUGGACCGGGAACUUCAUUCAAAAUGUUUCGACCAAUCUGUACAUUCAUGCCUUAGCCCUAACAGCAGACUUGGCAGCAAAUAAUUCCAAUUGGUUAACACUGUAUUCCGAGUUACUCAGUAGAAAACAAGUGCAGAUGAUAAUAGCGCUAGCAUUAUUCACCGGUGACGAAGAAGUUAAGCAGAAAGCCUUGCAUUUGACAGCAUCGAUUGGCUUUCCACACGAAUGUGUUUCCGCAGUGGCACAAUGUAUGAAAGAAUUAGAACCGUUGAUAUUAGUUCAGAGUAUCAACAGCAACAUACUGGAAGCCUCGAAUAAAGCAUCCAUGAAUUAUGCCGGGAACGAACUGGCAUCGUUGUUUUCCUUUGCGCAAGAAGAACGCCUCGAUUCAUUCCUAGCCAAGCUCAAGUCAGCUUUCGAAUCGAAUCAGAUUAGUGAUAUUCCAACAUCUGCAGUAAUGGAAUUAUAUGAAUAUAAGUUAGCAGCAACGAGACAUUUUGAAAGAGCAAUGCAAACAAAUUUAGAAGCAGCGGACAAUCACGCUACCAGCCUGCAACAUAAAUUAACACAAGUAAUAGCUGAGUGUAAUAGAUUACAUCAGUUAUUGUUUGACACCCAACAAUGUUUGGAAGGAAUAAAAGCUGAAAAAUCUGCAUUAACGGGAAAGCUUAGCGAGAAUGAAGAGGAAUCCAAGAAAGCGCUUCUUAUAAGAAAACAAGAGAUAGAAUCAUUGAAAAAAAUUGUAGUAGAAAAGUCAACAAAUUUGGAGAAUUUAAAUGAAAAACUAUUCAAAUGUACAAAAGAAUUAGAAGCUAGUAACAAUAAAAUUAAUAUAUUAGACAAACAAAUGAAAGAAUUAAGUAAUGAAUGUUCAAUUGCCGAAGCAAAAGCUACAGAUAUGGGCAAUAAAAACCAUGAAUUAAGUAAACUUUUACAAAAAAUGAAGGAGUCUCUUAGUAAGAAAGAGCAGCUUUUAGAGGAAAAGAAUGCGGAGAUAGGAGCAAAUCGAAGUGACAUAUCUGCACUUAAGCAAGAAAGUCAACAAAUGACUCGUAUGUUACAGACAUAUGAGCAAACUACAGCAGAAAAGGAUGAACAACUUACAAGACUUAAAACGGAGUUGAAAGAGUUGAGCCGCAUGCGGGAUAUGAUCUUCGAACUUACUGCUAAAAACAAAGAUGAUAUAGAUUCAAGUUAGCAACUUUUUCAUUUUAGGACUAGUAAUAAAUAUGGAAAAUAUUAGGAUUAAUAUUAUUUUUCUUAUCUAA